GAGAGAAAGUUUAUUACUAGUUUUUAGUGUUCGUAGGCGCAAAUUAAGAUUUAAAUUCAGUCAAAAUAUCAUAAUAUUUAAUUACUUUCCAAAUAAUUAAGGCAUCAACGUAGUUAUACAUAUAUGUACUAUUGAAAAGCAGGAAUGAGUGACAUCUGGGGCUGUGCCUGUGUGUAGCGAUUGAAGGUAUCUUAGCUUAGAAGUAGCAACGACAGGAUGCCGAGGGGAGAGCAUAGGCCUAGCGUAUUACUAAGCCGCGAGGAGAACGAACAGGUUUUCAGUCUAAUCGGACCGAAGUGCCAGAGUUUAGCGACCGCAGUAGUUCAAUUGUUUACCACUGAGGGACCAGCACAUUCAGAAUGGAAGAAAAAGGAUACUGGCAUCUUGUGCUUGGUGAAGGACAACAGCAAGCGUUCCUACUUCUUCCGCAUUUACUGCCUCUACAGGAAGGCCAUGAUAUGGGAACAUGAAGUGUACUUGCAGAUAGAAUAUAAACACCCCAGGCCUUAUUUGCAUACUUUUGAAGCUGAAGACUAUAUGACAGCUUUUAAUUUUGCCAAUGAAGAUGAAGCUAAGGUCCUCAGAAAUAUCCUCAUUGAGAAGAUUGAAUUGAGGAAACAAAAGCGUGAAGAGCGACGGCAGCGGUCGAUGCUAGCGUCGCGCGCCAACAGCCAGCAGUCGGCGCGCCACAACGGCGUGCCGCCGGCGCCGCCGGGCCCGGCGCCCGUGCCCCAGCCCGCCCCCGCGCCCGCGCCCGCGCCCGCGCCCCAGCCCGCGCCGCACCAUGCACCUGCGCCGUACCACCAGCCCAUGCACGCACCACCUCUCAAAUCUAUAUCGUCUGGCAUGCUGAAAAAUACCAGCAAGAAACCAAAGAUGAGAAAAAUCACAAAAGCUGACAUUGGAAUUCCUCAAGACUUCAAGCACAUAUCACACGUCGGGUGGGACGCUAACAAAGGUUUCGACUUGGACAACCUGCCGGAAGAGGAGAUGCGGUCGUUCUUCUCGAUGGCGGGCGUGUCGGCGUCGCAGCUGGAGGACUCGAGCACGCGCCAGUUCAUCUACGACUUCAUCAACGAGCACGGCGGCGUCGACGCCGUCAAGGAGGAGCUGCACAAGCCCGACGUCGGCCCCCCACAAGGUGGUGGAGGGUACGGACGCGGCGCGACGUCGCACGCGCCGCCCGUGCCGCACCGCAGCCCCGCGCCUCCGCACCCGCCCCAGCCGCCCUCCCGCGCGCCCCCGCCGCCGCCGGCGCGCGCCGUGCCGCCGCCGCCGCCGCCCGCCGCCUCCCGCAACCCGCCGCCGCCGAGACCCAUUCAGCCGCCGUCGAGUGGUCCUCCGGCGGUGCCGCCGCCGCCGCCGCCGAUGAUGCUGCCGCCUGCGGGCGCGCCGCCUCCGCCGCCGCCCGCGCCUCCCGCGCCCCCCGCGCCGCCCGCGCCGCCGGCGCCGCCUGGCCCGCCAGACGCUGCGGUGCCCCCAGACGCAAGAGCCGCGCUCAUGGAAAGCAUUCGCAGUGGAAACAAGGCCUUAAAGCACGUGGAAGCCGGGGCCAAGCCGCCCGCAGAGGACAACCGGAGCAACCUGCUCAGCGAGAUCCGACAGGGCGUCGAGUUGCGAUCCGUGCAGGCGUCGCGGCCGGCGAGCAACGGCGCGGCGCCGGCGGCGGGCACGGGCGGCGCCUCGGGCCUGGCCGUGGCGCUGCGCCGCGCGCUGGACGAGCGCUCGCGCGUCAUACACUCCUCCGACUCCGACGACAGCGAGCCCGCCACCAGCGACGACGAUUGGGAUUAACCGCAUUAUGACACAGACUCGCUCUCUCCUCCCUCCUUAUACACAUUUUAUAUUUAUUUUUAACAUUCUACUUUUACUUCCUGAAAUCUUGUCACACAUCUACCAGUCGCUUUAUAUACCCGAUCUCUUCAAAGCCUAUACUUUAAUCUACGUAAAUAUUAGGCUCAGGCGGUCAAGUGGUACCUUGUUGUACAAAGACCACUAAGUCAACCCAGUGUCUAUAAACUCUAUAAGGACCACAAAAAAUCAUAACUUUGGCAUUGAAUUAAAAUGGUUUCAUAUAAAGUUAUCGGCGAAUGAAUAGCUCAAGAUUGCGAAUGGUAUAAUCAAUUUAUAAAUAGAACCAAACAGGCAUUGAAGCGCUUUACAUUUUGUAUGUGGUACAUGACCAAGCUCGUGGUAGUGUACUAUGAUUCAGUGUUUUCUUUUUAAGCUUAUUUUUUACCAUGUAACUGUUUUGCAUAUUAUUCUUAUUAACUGACUGACAUUCACACUGGCUCUUUACCUCCCAAAUAACAUUAUUCUUGUAUUAAUGUUAAAAUAAAUUAUGAAUAUUGUAGGCGCCAUUAUACCAAUUCAACUGGUGUCAUAAACAAGUGGUGGUGGUUGUAUUGGCAGCCAUGCCGGCCAAUAUAGCGGUUAACAAAUGUAGGCUUUGAAGGUUUACUUGCAUUUGGUUAGCAUCAAGUAAUAGAAGUCAUAUCAGGCAAUCGGUUUGUAUGUAGAGGUAAACUGUAUGUAUAUUGAAUGUGUAUAUAAUGUUCUUAAUUGUAGAAAAUUGACUGACAAAACGAUGGUGAUUUUAUGAUUAUAGCAUUUUUGUCAUACAUUCGUUUAUUUCCAGUUUUUGGUUAGUAAAUUGUCUUUUGUGUUAAGAGAGUGAAGAAAACGAAUAAUAAUAUUAACACCACACAUUGACUAUAUAUUGACAUAUUGGUAAUAAUAUUCUAUCAGUCGAAUAUCAAAAUCACUUAUAAAAAAUAGGUUGCACAUAUCCAGGACGCGGGGACCAUUCGGAAUACCUUUUUUAAUUUCCAUGUGUGACCCCCAUCUAUAGCCACGACGUGAUCACAAACUGGAAGUAAGCGCACUGUACCUGAUAUAGGUGUCGCACAAUAGAGAGAGGCCACGGCACACGGGAUGUCGUCUAGUGUAGAGACUGUCACCUUUAUUUUGAACUUCUAAUUAACAUUUGCAUACUAUUUUGCACCUGUGUCCUUGAUAUUGAUAAUUGGUUCCAUUCGCCUCUCUCUGGAUCGCGAGACCUAUGAUAAUAAUCUAGAUAUUUUAGAUAUAUUAGCUUAAUUUGAGAUACAAUCAGCACGCCUAAACACCCUAACUAAUAUAAUUUGUUUCGGGCGUGUCGGUGAUAUACAUUUACAUGCACUUAACGCACUGUUGGACAGUAUCAAUGGGCGCUCACUAUAUAGUUUGUAGCUGCGCUCUAUUGAUUGUCCUGUUCAGCGAUGUAUUAAUGUUAAGCUUCUGGACAAGAUGUUAGGACCCUAUGAGGGAUAAACCUGUCUACAGAUUUGUGAUCGUGACUACGUGAUACAUAGUCAGUAUAGGUAGCCAGCAGGACCAGAUAAGAGUAUUGAGUUGAGAUGUUUUAAUAAUUAUGUGAAGGCACACUGAACAUAAUACAAAUUACAAAUAGACAUCCAGUAAUAGUUUUCCAGUAAUUUCAAAUAGUUGUCCCGGAACAAUUUUCCAUCUGAUCUGAUUAUACGAUUUAAAAAAUCUUAUACAGUCAGCAGUAGUUAAGAGAAUGAAAAUUCUCAUGCCGUUUCAGCAUGACAGUUCUUUUGCGUGGAUAUUUUCGACACUUCGUUUGAUUCUCGUAGUCACUUCUACUGCUAACUGCAGUGUCUAGUUUGGUCCCACUAGAAGAAAGCGCAACGCUGCUACACUAUUGUAGUCGUCGUAUUCGUAAAUAACGAUCACUGUCGACGCUGUGCUGCAUAAAACAGCUUAUAAAAAUCCUAAAAAGUGACUUAAUAGGUUUUUUAUUUAGCAGGUGCAACCAUAGAAUAUAGUCAAUAACAAUUUACUUAAUUGUUAUCAUUUUAGUCGGCAACCAUAGUCAUUUUAUGGUUUUAGUUAAGAAAAUAUAUUAAAUAUUAUUUAUUAGUUUAGUUUACUAUAAAAGUUUAGAUAGCAUUACCUAUAUGUUUCACCAUUAAGAGGGAAGAAUACUACGUACUCGUCCAUAUAAAAAGAGAAAAUGUUUAUCAACUAUAAAUAUUUUCCAUUCCCACUGAUUUUUAGUACGUUAUUGAUACAAUGAAAGACUAGGUUUAUAGGUUUUCCUUUUUACAAAAUUUACAAUAUACCAAAUAUUAUUUUAAAGCGAAACCUAUAAACAGAAUAUAUUAUGCUGAAAUGAUCGAUAUCCAAAUCAAAGUGAUUUGUUAAGACUUAGUUAGUGGAAACCGUUUUCUCCCGCAUCAAAAAGGUACCUCUUGUCAGUAGCUAUUCUUCCCUCUUAAUGGAUUUGGUAUAUUGUACGGACCCGCGUUAACGUACGAUUCAUAUUGAUCGAGCCGGAUGGAGCUGGUAUAGAGCACCUUAUUACGCGCCAAAGUAUGUCGAAUUUAGCCUGGGAAUACCACUGUGUCAAUCAACGUAAUGUUUUAUCGAAACUUAACGGACUCUAGUUAUAUUGUAAUAUAUAAUAGAUCAUCACACACAGCUUGGCAUCCGUAUACAUUCCUUGCGGCCAGGGCCGUCUUCAACUAUGACAUAAGAAUUUAAGAUCCUUUUGGAAAGUAAAGAAAGCGAAUUAAAUUAACAUUUUUCUACUAUGAUCUUCUAAUUGUUGUGGGUAAUCAAAUAUACUGUUACUAUCUGUCCUUCGAGGCCCCCUGAGGAUGGGGGCACUGGGCACGGGCCCCGUGUGCCCUUAUGGUAAAGGCUGUACUGCUUGCGGCUGCAGGUUGCGCGCAUGACGCCGGAUUUCGUGACGGCCAGCUAACCCACCUACCUGUUCCCGCCAGUAAAAUGUUUCGAUUUGUAUCAGGUCUCUCACAGACGGACUCGGUCAGCUACCACAAGCUAACUCCAUAUUACAUGGAUAAUUCACUCAAAUUAAUCUAAAUGCUGCUAUCACCAAGUUUUUACCACUAGUAACGGCUGGGAUUUUUUCUAACUUGUCCCCAGUGAUGAAACCUACAUAUCUGCUUUGUCCGAAGGUUGACUGACAGAGAAUGCCUUGAACAUUAAGUCGCGAUUUGUACGCAAUAAAGAUUAGAAAAUCCCAGUUGUUCGACGAUUAAAUACCUGUUGCACGGUUCCACGUUCCGGUAUACGAGACACAUUAAGACUGCAUCGACCGUCCAGUGGCGCCCUCAUUGGGGGAAUAGUAUUUUCUAAUUAACCAAUUACUUUAUGUAUAAAUCUAUAUAAUAUUACUACUAUUUUCCUAUUGAUUCCCCAUUUUUUGGUUUUUGUCGCAUUGUUUUAUUUUGUUUAGUUUUUGAUGCUUUGGUUAAUUCAAGGCCCCUACGUUUAUUGUUCUAUUUGACGGCGCAGCAACUAGUAUCAUUUCUCUCUCCUCGCUCUUUUAAAAUGCCAUUUGUCAAAAAAGGACAACCAUACUGCUGACAAGGUGAACUUCAAAUCAAGUGUUGCCUUUUUUGAUGCAUCCAGGCUGUGAAUGUGUGCGUAAAAGCGUGUAUAUGUGUUCUUUUAGGGAUGUGAAAAGUCGAUUUUAAUCAUGUUAUAUAUCGAUAAACGCUACACAGCGGAACGAAAUAGCUAUUAAUUGAAGCUUCAAUAUCUUCGUUAAACAUAUACAUAAUUGAAAUGCUAAUGAAUAAUAAAUAUAUUAGAAUUUAAUAAAAUAUUUAAAUUAUUGCGGAACACAUAUCUUAGUAGGUAUUUAUGUAUUUUAAUUAAAUAUCUGAACUUUCCCUUGGUUCCCUGCUGGGGCGUGACGAUAAAAUUGUGAUCUGAUAACCACAAUAAAGAAUAAAAGCGUUUUUGUUCAUUUUAGAUAUCGUCAAACCUUUGAAGUAAAAUUAAAAUUGUAAGAAAUGUCGAUAGUUUAUCGAUAUGACUUUAUCGACAUGGCUACAGCAAGGUGGUGUUAAAUUGUUAAUCGUACACUAAACAAAAGUGGCAACAGUGACAGCUCGCUGAGACACCGUCUAUAUAUAUAUUAUGUCUAUGGGUUAAUUAGAAAAUACAAUUACCCCAAUGAGGGCGCCACUGGACGGUUCGUCCAUGCCAAGCUGAGAUCCGGCCCGGCGCGGCGUCCGGCUGAUAAGAAUCGUACAUUACUCUUACAUUGUGAUCAGUUGAUCGCCACGCAUAGCCCGAGUGUUGCACUAUCGCUUAUAGGUCUUUCGAUUUCAAACUGAGCUUGUUUGGAGAUAUUAUUAUUCACUAUAGUAUGUAGUGUUUCGAACCUUUUAAGCGCGUCAUGACUUAUGGAUUUUAGGGUAUAUGAAUAGGGUAAUUCGCCAGUAACUGACCGCCCUAAAUUAAAAAUGAAUUCUAUUCAUCUAUAAACACAAUUCAUUUUACUUAGUAUAAGGUGGCUAGUUAUUGAAGGUAUCGUCUUGGGUCGUCCCAUUCGUUUUUCGUCAAGUUCUUAAAUUAGUCCUAUUCUGCUUUCGUCAUUCAUUCUACAUUGAAAGCCACCGACGAUUGUGACGAAUGUAGAAUGAGUGACGAAAGCAGAAUAGGACUAAUUUAAGAACUUGACGAAAAACGAAUGGGACGACCCAAGACGAUACCGUUGAUGACAAUUACUAAAACCAGCCAGUUACUGGCCAAUCACCCUAAUCUCGAAACAAGCUCUGUUUGAAAACGAGACUAUUAUACAGUAUAUAACAACGAAACAAUUGUUCUCAUUUGCAAAAAAAUGCCGAAUGCCUGCAAAAAUAAGUUGUAAAUAAUGUUAAUACAUAAUACGUACGAGUAUAUCGUAUCUAAUAACCGCUUUACAGAAUGAAUUACGUUGUUGCGCGCGAAUUCAAGUAAGGAGUCCCGCGAAGUUAGAUCAUCUAACUGAAUCAUCUGACGUAGAUUCAAAAUGGAGCUCCUAGUUACUCCUCUCUCAUUGUCACCUGAUGGUAUCAAGCUAUUGUAUUUUAUUGUACUGUAUGUACAUACAGGAUGGAGGAAAAAGUAAAAAAAAACACGCACUUGGCAGGUUUUUUUAUUGUUGUUUUUAUGGUUCCAAUAUAUUUUUGCAGGUAGGCGGUACCUAUAAGGUUGCAGUCUACAAAAUAUAGGCAAGUCAGUAGGUUGUCGUACGGUUUUAAAAUAUCGGAAUCCAUUUGAGACAUUACCUGCCGAUGAAUGGCAUAGUAGCAGGGAUGUUGCGGAUGCGGAUGUCAAGAUUAUGUACAUAUUUAAAAACGUCACAUAUUAAAUUUUUAGUAAUUUAUAUUUUAAAAAAAACGAAAAGAAAAAACACACGAACAAUAACUAUUGAGUUGCGAACAGUACCUUGGUCGACUUUUCUAGACGAUCCGUUAUAGGUAAUGAUGAAAAUUACCUAGCAGUUAGCCGCCGCUAAGACUUUCCUGUACCGAUAUGUACGACAUCCGCAUAAGCUCCGCAUCGAUUUUAUGGAUUUUGAAAAAUUGAUGUAGGCUCUCAAGUGGAUCCCGACAUUUAAAACCCGUCCGAAUAUACACUGCUAUGUGCUGCUAUGUGCAAGAGCAUCGUUAAACCAUUCUGGUUUAACGAUGCUCUUGGAUCAAAAUAUUAUGUAAUUGUGAUUUAUCUCUAAUAAAGAAAUAAAAUAAAAUAAUAAGCUCCAUAUUAAUACAGUGGAAUCCGCUUAUAAUGACAUCGAAGGGAACUGACAAUUACGUCAUACUAAGCGGAUGUCAUAUAAAGCAUAGUUGUACAACUUCUUAUUUUUGUUGUUUUCCAAAUGAAUCUCAAAUUCCUUUGUGAGAGAUGAGUUUUAUUAAAUUUGUAAAAAAUGUCAACUUGUCACUGAGAAACAAAACUAAAAUACCUUACAUGCCACGAACGCAUCAAACGUCCUCGCAGGAAAGACGUGGUGACGGCCACGAAAACCAGCGAAGGUGUCAGUAUAACCGGACAUAAUUACAUGGAAAUAGGAUUUUUAGGUCAUAGUAAGCGGUUUGUCACUAUAAGCGAAGGCAUCUUAUCCGAAUUUGUCACAAAGAGUUUUAUAUGAAAACCAAACAUCGCACAGUAAUUACGUCAUAGUAGGCGGUUGGUCAGUAUAAGCGGAGUCAUAAUAAACGGAUUCUACUGUAUACUUAUAUUCAGCGCCCCUGGUGCUACCGUCAGCCGUAGCCGCUCGCAUCCCAAUUCCAUUCAAUUCUUGCUAGCUAAAAAAUAAGAUCAAAAUAACUCUUACUAAGAAUUUAUAUGUAGGUAGGUAUAGUAGAUUUAAACAUUGUAUAAAAAGCGCAAAGCUAUUUUUAUAAUAUUUAUGUUUUUAAUUGUUAUUUGUAAUAUUACCAAUUGUAUCUUACGGGCAAUUUGACUAACAAAUCAUGUUAUUAUCGCAUGUAACACUAUGUUGACUAAAUAAAUAAUGAUUAAUUUAA
This is a messenger RNA of Cydia fagiglandana, 8336 nucleotides long. RefSeq names its product actin nucleation-promoting factor WASL-like. The record is from RefSeq and is a predicted model, not a curated record. Gene Ontology annotation, biological process: actin filament organization. The transcript has 11 exons. Gene Ontology annotation, molecular function: actin binding. Bases 217 to 1794 code for a protein of 525 amino acids. Lineage: Eukaryota; Metazoa; Arthropoda; Insecta; Lepidoptera; Tortricidae.